AUGUUACCUCAUUCCAGGGAGACACAAAGCGAGACAAAGCUCUACGAGGAGCCAAAAUACAUUGUUUUCGAGAGCUGCCUCACCGAGCUGUUCAAGACAUGCCGGGAGUGCUUCCAGCCCUGCAGAUGCUCCUUUACGACCAGUGGAACACUGGUGACAGUGCUGGCGGAGUGUCACCAGGGUCACACCUUUCAGUGGACGAGCCAGCCACACAUAGGCAAAAAGGCAGCAGGGAAUGCCUUGCUUUCUGCUGCACUUCUGUAUAGCGGCUCGAGCCCCACCUGCACUUUACGCAUGCUGAGGCAAAUGCGUGUCCAGGUGCUCACAGACCGCCAGUAUUACCGGUAUCAGGGUGCAUACCUAUUCCCUACGGUCAAUAAGGUGUACAAACAACAACAGCAGGGGCUCCUCGAGGACCUGGGCACCGACCCCACUUCUCUUGCCUCAGAUGGCAGGUGUGACUCGCCUGGCCACAGCGCAAAGUUCCUGACUUACAGCUUCUACUCUGAUAGGCUAAACAAAAUUAUACACUUUGAACAAGUUCAGGUGAAGGAGUCCACGGAAGUGCAGGCUAGCAGCCAUAUGGAGAAGGAGGGUCUUGUGCGAGGACUGAAGUUUAUGGAGGACAACCAUGUCCAUGUGGCCUCUCUGACGACUGACCGGCACCCGGCCACAAAAAAGUACAUGCGCACCGCCAAGCCAGGCAUCAAACACUAUUUCGACGUGUGGCAUGUGUCGAAAGGUGGGGACAAUAUGAAGAACUCUUGGAUUCAGCCCACCGAGUUCAUGAAAAUGAAAACGAUCCUGGCUAUGGUUGACUCGGAAAGUGUCUCUUUCAGCAAGCUUGGAAUCAUUUACCGUCUAAUGCGCUACAGAUGCAACAUCCAAGUGCCUACGUGUACAGAUAAGCAGAGGUCCUAG
Ornithodoros turicata is the source of this 921-nucleotide messenger RNA. RefSeq lists its product as uncharacterized. Bases 1 to 921 code for a protein of 306 amino acids. The record is from RefSeq and is a predicted model, not a curated record. The transcript is spliced from 6 exons. NCBI's taxonomy places the organism in Eukaryota, Metazoa, Arthropoda, Arachnida, Ixodida, Argasidae.